GGACAGACCCACCGGUCCUCGAAGACCUCGGAGAGCCACGCGCCAGCCCACUUCGGCCAGUAAGUCACCAACGGUGGCCAAGGAAGGUUCGAAUACGCGAUCGACCGGGGGAAGUCUACGCCGAAGCGAGGAAUGCACCGUGCGAAUUCUUUUGUGGGGAUUUUUGUGCAAUAACGUUGUUCGCACUAGACUAGAGCGGUUGAUCAACUGGUCUUUGGACGGAAGAGUUCGGUUUUUGUGGCGGAACGCGAACGUGUGAAUUACGCGGGGAUCUGUGGUAAUCGCAGAGGAAAGGAAUUGCGAGGAUGUUUGCGCAGUAGAAUAGCUCUGUUGCGAAGUGGAGAGGUGUUUUCGGGUGAAGUUCUGUGAAGAAAUCGUUUGAUUUGAUUGCCCCUAGAAAUUGCUCAUAUGUGUAAAGGCUUUUCGGUGAAGAUCGCAUUUGUUGCAGCUAAUGACGGCAAUCAAAUUGUAAAAAUAGCAGCUGAAGCUGCUUCGAGUGUGAAGUGUUAACAAAGUGCAUUACUAGAAGCCUCGACGAAGCCCUUUCGGGUGUGACUUCUGGGGAUCUGAAGAAAUAGACAAGUGGAGUAGCUGUUGCAGACAGAAGAGUACGGGUCACAGAGUGCAGACAGUACUGCGAGGAAAAAGGAGGACACCGAGCAGACGGAAUGGCCCAUCCAAAGAUGAUGGCAACCGCCACCAGUGUGAUCAUAGGCUUUACCGCCAUGCUGACACUGACCGGAGCACUAUCCUUAUCGCCGGAGAGCAAACCCCACCACCACACCUCCACCGCCGGGGGAAGUAAUUUCCCGCUGCAACGGUACGCCAUGGGCAAGGGUCGGCCCCCACCGCCUCUGAUGGGACCUAAACCAGGAGCAGGAGGGGGCGGCCACGGAGCAGGUCCACCACCACGAUUGAUGUCCCGGGCGGAUAAUCCGAUGCCGGCGACGCCACUCAACAACAAUCAAACCCUGGACCGCUACCGGCGGCUGAUUCCCUACAUGACAUUCUACAUUCCAUCAUCUAAUGGCGACUUCAGCCUGCCAAUCAAUCAGGCGUAUAAUUAUAUGCCCAUUCGCUCACAGCGACCUCAAGAACCGCAACAGUCACACCUUCAUCACAGUCAACAGAGUGGCAAACAGACAAUUUUGUCACUACAGCAAUACCAGCGACAGCCACCGCAGCAAAGUGGUUUAGGCGGUGACCCUCCGCUGGUCUACCAGUCCUAUCAACCGCAAAUUCAUCAAUCAACACGCUAUCAGUCCUCUUCAUCGGCAUCAUCUUCCUCGGCAGGAUCUUCUCAAGGAAACUCAUACAAGACCAUCCUGAUAAAUAACUCCCCAAUCAAGUACGAAUACUCCCAACGUCAUCAAUUAGCACCGUCAUCUUCUUCUUCGUCGUUGUCGUCUUCGUCCGCGUCGUCCGGUAGCCGUGACCCAAAUCUGGCCUUGCUGUACAACCCUCGAGCCCAGUUACAGCAUUAUCAUCAUCAACAGCAACAUCAGCAGCAACAAUUACAGAGCCCGCCCUCCAAGUUGUAUGCGAUUGAAAUUCAGCCACAGGCAACCAUACCGAAACCACAGCCGUCGAUUCAACCGAAUGGAUAUAGCAGCGGAAGCAGCAGUGCAAACGAAGGGCCUGAUCACAUUCAUCUAUUGGGGGCCACUCCGGCUCCAUCAGUUGUAUCCACCAGAAAUCCAAUUAAGUAUCAACCCGUUGCAGUUUACAAAAAGCAUCAGAUCAGUCCAUUCCUACAGUCAAAUAAGCUACCGGGAAGUUUUACUCCACUAGCGUAUAGUAAUGGUGGAUCUCCAGGCGGUCAGUACAUUGUUCAAGAAGAGAUUCCCGAAGAAUUAGAAGAGAAGCCUCUGCCGCGUCCUACACCAUCGUCGGUCUAUAGUGCACCAAAACUUCAAACGACCUAUGUCUACGUUAAACCACAACCUGAAACGAAUCAAUUGUAUUACCACGAAAAACCUGCCAAACCUUCGUCUACGUCUAGUUCGUAUGUGACUUACAAAGAGAAACCAAGUUACCUAGAAGAUCAAGAACAGGUCUACAAGCCGAAACCGAUCCCCAAACCAAGUUAUGAUCACGAGCUGGAAGUCUACAAAACCAUUCCAAAGCCUGUUUCCCAGCCGAAACCAACGUACGUGAAUGAGCAAAUCAUAUACAAGUCACAAUCGAAGCCAAUAUCAAUCCACAAACCAAGUUACUUCGAAGACUCCGAGCUCUACAGACCUGGUGGUAAACCAAUCCCUGUUCCCAUUCCAGUAGCUGUUGACUACUCAACACCACGGACUGUCCCACAACGAGUCGAGUACACUACGGCACGUCCCCAUUCUCAUUCAAUCCCCAUAGAAACCUUUACUGCCUACAACCCAACUGCAGGAAGCUCCCCGGCCCCACCCUUAGUCUCAACAACCGCACACCCGAAGUACUCUGUGCGCCAUAAGUCCCCACACCACAAACAACUUCGAGGUUCCACGAAGGCACCUCCCAUCCGGCAGCAUCUAACCGAGAACCUCAAUCCGUCCGACAUCCGAUCCCCAAAUCCCAACUACUUCGAUCAGUACGCCGACUACAAAGCCCAGGUCAAGCAGAACUACUACACUCAAAACAACUACAUUCCGCUCUCAAAACCCCCGAAAAUCACCAAACUCAUACCAACGCAUUCCGAAGAAAAACCCCGCCCCGUCUACCAACACAACAAGCCCCGUCCCGCAACUCCAACCCAGAUCAUCGACACUGCCAGUUCAACCGGAUCGACAUCACUCGCUGACCUGCUCAAGAAACUCCAGGACAGCAACCACCUCCCGAAAACCCUAACCCCGGAUAACAUCGAUAACUCCAUCCGAACGCUCGUAAAAAUCCUUAACAACCUAAAAACCUCCCAGCAAGUGCAUCAACAACCGGAACAGGACUUCACCGCCCCCGAAGAGCCUGACCACAUCCCACCUCCCAGCGCGAAAGCCCCACCCAAACCCGCCAAGAAGCCCUCGUCGCACCAUAGCCACGCCCACGAUGACGAUGACUCCGGCAGCCCGUACAUGCCGCACCAUCCGGAGCUGGGACCGACGCCGCCGGGACCGAACUCCGGUCGACCGGGCAUCGAUUAUCCAAAUCUGGCCGAAAUUCCCGAGACCAGUUUUAGCUGCAAGGAGCAACGGUACAAGGGCUUCUUCGGCGAUCCGGAAACCAACUGCCAGGUGUGGCACUAUUGCGACCUGAACGGCGGCAAGGCGUCCUUCUUGUGCCCCAAUGGAACCAUCUUCAGUCAGGUUGCCCUGACUUGUGACUGGUGGUUCAAUGUCAAGUGUUCGACCACGGCGCAACUGUACGUCCUGAACGAACGACUGUACAAAUAUAUCCUGCCGUUCACGCCGAAGUUCCCCGAAGACUACAGCGGACCACUGGUUGACAAAUACCUCGCCAUCAAAUUCCAAGAGAUGGAAGAAAAGAUGCAAAAGCAACGCGCCAAGGGUAAACCGGUGUCGAAACCCCGACCGGAGAUCGAGAACGACGACCUGAACGGCAACAAGCUGGAGGACAACGACGACCGGUACAACCAGAACCAGCCGCACCCGGUGCAGUACGUGACGGAGAAUUCCAUCGAGCCGGCAAUGCCCAGUGCGGCCAGCAUAGUUUCCGCAACGACACCGAUAACCCUGGAGGACAUCAACGCCGAGUACGAUCGGGCUAGCGGAGCGGGCACCGCGCCGGAUAUGGACCCGUCUUCUGGAGAAACUGGACCGGAAGCGGCGCCACACAGUGCUCCGAUUGUGGUAACCGCUCCGAGUGCUCCGGCCACUUCGACGGGGGCCGACUACGAAUCCGACACGAGCGUUCCGGUAACGGUCUUGGCGGAAACGGUGCCCCAAGCGGCAAGGUAUGGACCGAAUGAUCACAGCUCGAUACGAGCUUCGAGGCCGAAUUCGAUGCAGGCCCUCCGAGCGGUGGCAAUCGAGGUGAAAAACGACGGAACCAGUGGGCAUUUGACGCCAGCCCUUGGCUACGGGGAAUAAUAAUCGGGAAUACUUGAAUUCAUCGAUUGCAAUUUCUGUGAAUAGUUAAAUGCGUAAGGUUUCUUAUAGUUUCAUAGCUGGACGUAUAAAUAUGUGAAUGCAAACACAAUUUCUGGAAGAUUCUCCGCGCUUGAGAAUUUUUGCCUCUGAUCCAGAGAUUGUAAAACUACUUUAGUUUAUGAUAUCAAACGUAUUGAAUACAAUUUAUUUAUAUGAUAAAUGGAUGCAACUUGUUCUUCAAGCGUGACUUCGCUGCUAGUUUUAGAACAUCUCACUAAAAAUAACAUAUCCGCUGAAUUUCUAUGUAUGUCAUCCAAAUUAUAAUUUCAAUAUGCUAAAAAUACAGCAAUUUAUUGAUAAGCAAAAACAGUUUUGUCCGUCACUGUAGUAGUUGGCAAUUAAUGCCCCCCAGAUUAAGGCUUAAGAAUAUGGAACUGGCUAAUUCUUCAAAACGGUUCACCUUUCGAACCAUUAGAAUACAUUUGUCAAGGCAUUUGAAGAACAAGUUGCAUUCCACUUUGCUACCUUCACAUCGCUUUCUAUAGCUUUUCACGAAAGUCAGCAUCAAAAGUAGUUUAUCUCGCUAGUACCUUUGUAUAAACGUAUUAAUUUCGUAUUUUAAACGCUAUUCUGCUUCCCCCUAUCGUUAUGCUACAUAUUCAAAUUUACCCAUCAUCAUCGUAUCAUAUUAGGUUCUCUCUCGCGGUAAUUUAUUGUCGUCGUUUUAGUGCAGUGUGCAGUGUGUGGUGGACAAUAAUAACCACCUGUUGCUUCUACUUUAUCGGCACCCCCGCUAGGUGUAGAAUUGGUUGCCCCCUGUUUCUUGCGUGCAUGUGAGAGAUGUGAACGAAUGUUGCGCGCCGCAUCCGUGGAACGGAUAGGUGUCGAAUCAGUUACCCCUGUUCGUAUAUCAAAGUCACUGUUAAGUUAUAG
This is a messenger RNA of Aedes aegypti (yellow fever mosquito), 4958 nucleotides long. RefSeq lists its product as uncharacterized. The coding region runs from base 669 to 4025 and encodes 1118 amino acids. Gene Ontology annotation, cellular component: extracellular region. The record is from RefSeq and is a predicted model, not a curated record. The transcript is spliced from 6 exons. Gene Ontology annotation, molecular function: chitin binding. Lineage: Eukaryota; Metazoa; Arthropoda; Insecta; Diptera; Culicidae.